AUGUCAUUCGAUAUUGAUUGGGACAGCAUCUCAAAUGACGCCAGCAUAAAUUCCCAAUUAUCGGACUUCCUGAAUGAUAAGCUCUCUUCAAUUGCACUUCCUAACUACCUGAGUGGCCUGAAAGUGGUAAAGUUUUCUUUGGGACACAAAUCACCCGAGCUCACGAUUAGAGAUAUAGAUCAGCCGUUCGAGGAGUUCUACUCCGAGAUUGAGCCACCUGCGCAGCCUAAGUCCAAACCAGUUCCGGUUACCCCCCUAAAGGCAUCUUCCAAGGCCCACUUGGAUGUAUCUCGAAGCCCUUCUCCGGCGAGUGUUUUGGUUGGGGGUCUCUCGAGCCCGGUGGGAACACCUCGCGGGUCUCUUUUGCUUCCUCGAACAAACUCGUACGGCCUGGGGCUAGGUGCAUUUGGUUUGCGAGAAAUCCAUGAGGAGCCGGAAGCCAGUCACGUUCAAGAGCCAGAGAAGAAAGACACUCGGAGAUCAGACAACGACAUACAAUUCAGUCUUGAUUUCAAGUUCAACUCCAACAUAUACAUCGAGGUAGUGUGUAACCUACUAAUCAACUAUCCUACCCACGAGUUUAUCAAGCUCCCCGUCCGGCUGAAAAUCACCCAUUUCCAGAUCCACUCUCUGGCGGUGCUGGCAUACAUACAAAAACGUGUGUUUAUUUCCUUUUUGUGCGACAUUGACGACGAGGAAGCUGCCCACGAGUCGGGUGAGGAGGGUCGCCAAGACUCGCGCAAAUCGUCAGUGUCCGAAAUACCGCACACAGUCCUUUCAUCGCGCGAUAGGAUAGACAUAAUUCGCAAUCUGAAAAUCGAAGGAGAACUCGGGAGUCACCAAGACUCUCCUUCUCUGAAUCAAGGCUCUGUUCUACGGAAUAUUGGCAAGAUCGAGAAAUUCCUCGUUGGCGCAAUAAGAAACAUCCUCAUAGAAGAGCUGGCCUGGCCCAGCUGGAUCGAGCUGGAUUUAACCGAAGAGUCCUAA
This is a messenger RNA of Ogataea haglerorum, 987 nucleotides long. RefSeq lists its product as uncharacterized. The coding region runs from base 1 to 987 and encodes 328 amino acids. Gene Ontology annotation, biological process: mitochondrion organization; phospholipid transport. The transcript has a single exon. Gene Ontology annotation, cellular component: ERMES complex. The record is from RefSeq and is a predicted model, not a curated record. Gene Ontology annotation, molecular function: lipid binding. NCBI's taxonomy places the organism in Eukaryota, Fungi, Ascomycota, Pichiomycetes, Pichiales, Pichiaceae.